Chelonia mydas (Green sea turtle) is the source of this 926-nucleotide messenger RNA. RefSeq names its product leukocyte cell-derived chemotaxin-2-like. The coding region runs from base 1 to 882 and encodes 293 amino acids. The transcript has 7 exons. NCBI's taxonomy places the organism in Eukaryota, Metazoa, Chordata, Testudines, Cheloniidae. The record is from RefSeq and is a predicted model, not a curated record.
AUGGAAAAGAAACCUUUGCUGGAGUUCAACAUAAUACUGGGACUUGCUCUUACAAGUUUAGCAUUUGCUGCAGGACCAUGGGGACAGAUAUAUGCUAGGAAUCCCAGCAACAGUAUAAGGGACUGUGACAGACAUGGCUGUGGACAUUAUGGAGCUCCGAGACUUGGAGGAAGAAAGCACCUGGGGAUGGACGUAAUAUGCAGAGACAGAUCAACAGUGUAUGCACAUUUUAGUGGCAUUAUUGGGGGACCAGUUAAUGCUUAUAGAAAGAAUAAUGCUAUUAAUAAUGGCCUCUUCCUCCGUGGAUCAGGUUUCUGCACAUAUAUGUUCUACAUCAGGCUGGUUACAUACAGAGUUUGGAUCACAAAGGGGCAAAAACUUGGAGUAAUGCUGCCAAUGCAAAGUGUGUAUCCUGGUAUGAUAUCUCAUGUUCAGGUCCAGAACCGUGAGCAGUCAAACCCCUCUCUUGCUACAGGACAAUGGGCACAAAUCUGCGAUGGGAAUCCUUGGAACAGCAUAAGGGGCUGUGAUAAGUAUGGCUGUGGAUAUUAUGGAGCUCCAAGAAAUGGCAGAAAGCACCUAGCAGUGAUCGUUAAAUGCCAGGACGGAUCAGGAGUGAAUGCUCCUUUUAGUGGCCUGAUUGUGAGAUGCACUAAACCCUUUGGAAAUAAUAAUGCCAUUGAUGAUGGAAUCUUACUCAGUGAAGUAAAAACAGGUUCUUGCAUAAAACUGGCCUUUACCAGGCCGUUGAGAAGCAGAGGCUGGAUCAGGAAGGGAUCUAAAACUGGAGUAAUGCUGCCAAUGCAGAGUGUGUAUCCUGAUAUAAUAUCUCAUGUUCGCAUCCAGAACUGUGACCACUCAAAUCCUACUGGCAACUUAUAAAUGGAAACUUCCAUUUAAUGUAAGUGUACAAAAUCCCAAACAAA